Messenger RNA from Andrographis paniculata, 2226 nucleotides. RefSeq names its product type IV inositol polyphosphate 5-phosphatase 3-like. Lineage: Eukaryota; Viridiplantae; Streptophyta; Magnoliopsida; Lamiales; Acanthaceae. Gene Ontology annotation, molecular function: phosphatidylinositol-4,5-bisphosphate 5-phosphatase activity; phosphatidylinositol-3,4,5-trisphosphate 5-phosphatase activity; inositol-polyphosphate 5-phosphatase activity. The coding region runs from base 103 to 1995 and encodes 630 amino acids. Gene Ontology annotation, biological process: phosphatidylinositol dephosphorylation. The transcript has 11 exons. The record is from RefSeq and is a predicted model, not a curated record.
CCACAACGACUACGACUCUGCAUUUGCAGUUUUUUUUUAUCGCAUUUGUGUUUUUUCUCGCUGCUCUUUUGGAAUUGCUUUCCAUUUUAAUUCUACUCCAAAAUGAGGAAGCAGAGCUCCGGCGGAGGCCACCGCCAGCAAGCCGAGCUGUCGUGGAGACGCGUGGUGGUGCGGAAGUGGCUCAACAUCUCCACCAACAACUCCGAUUAUUCCGCCGAUACGGAGUCCGAUUCGGAUUCGGAUGGCGACACAGGUACAGAAGGUUGUGAUUAUACCACGGGCAGAGAAUCGCGGUUCAAGCAUGAGAAGCAGGAUGCAGUUCAGGUUGAUGCUAAUAGUAAUGCUUCAGAUGGACUUCCCAAGUUAAGGAGACGAAAAUCUGAGACUUUUAGAGCUCAGUACAUACAUGCUAAGGAAAUCAAAAUAUGUGCUGCAACGUGGAAUGUCGGGGGAAGAGUUCCUCCGGAUGAGCUAGAUCUUGAUGGUUGGUUAGAUAUUGAGGAUCCUGCAGAUGUUUAUGUGAUCGGCCUCCAGGAAAUCAUUCCCCUGAAUGCUGGUAAUAUAUUUGGAGCUGAAGACAGCCGCCCGAUUAUUAAGUGGGAAAAUAUAAUACGAGAAGCACUAAACCAAAUCCCGCCAAAAAUGAAUUUUAAAAGCUUUACUGAUCCUCCUUCUCCGUCAAAGUUUAAGGCAUCUGAAGAUGCUCCAAGCAUAGAAGAUGAAAUUGUGCUUGAAUCAGACAGCGAUGUCGAGGAGGAAAUUUACCCACUGAAUGAAGAGUUGGAGGAAAUCAAGGAUGGGAUAAUCGACUUAAGAAACUCAGGUGAUCAAGAGUUAGAACGGCAAUUUUCAUCUCCCAAAAAGCUUGACAGAUUGAAUUGCCUAAGGACAGAGAGUCCUGAAGAAAAUGAAGAAGUUCCGGAUGCACAAUACUUAAAAAAAUUUACCAGAGCACUUAGUGGGACGGAGAGGAUUGGAUUAAGUUGGCCGGAGCGACCUCUUCAUCUCUUAGCACCACAUGUCUUUGAGAGACCUAAAUCUUUCAAAUCUUCUAAAUCUUUUGGUACAUACAAUUCUUUUAAUUCGAAUAUGGUUCCUGAUAGGAGGAUACAGUUGGACUUAGCUUCACUUUCUAAGCUUGAUCUUGAAUCCUUGAUCAACCGAAAGAGAAGGCCACCAUAUCUUCGAAUUGUUAGCAAACAAAUGGUGGGAAUCUUUCUUACUAUAUGGGUUCGUAGGAACUUGAGAAGGCACAUACAAAACUUAAGUGUAUCUACAGUUGGUGUCGGUGUCUUGGGCUACAUUGGCAACAAGGGGUCUAUUUCGGUCAGCAUGUCUAUACAUCAGACGCUCUUCUGCUUUGUUUGCACCCAUCUGACGUCGGGCGAGAAAGAGAUAGAUGCAAUCAAAAGAAAUGCAGAUGUGCAAGAAAUACAUCGGCGCACACAGUUCAACUCAUUUGCCAGUAUUGGGCUUCCCAAAAGAAUCUACGACCAUGAGAGAAUAAUUUGGCUGGGAGACCUAAAUUAUCGAAUCAAUUUAUCGUAUGAUCGAACCCGAGAACUGAUAUCCAAAAAGAACUGGUCCAUGCUAUCCGAGUGGGAUCAGCUGGUAAAGGAGCUAAGAAAAGGCCGCGCAUUUGAUGGAUGGUCUGAAGGCACUUUGAGCUUUGCCCCGACUUACAAAUAUGAACUCAACUCUGAAUCUUACUAUGGAAAGGAUCCCAAGGCCGGGAGGCGAACCCCUGCAUGGUGCGAUCGUGUACUUUCAUUCGGAGCAGGAAUGAAGCUUCUGAGCUACAGGAGAUCCGAACUCAAACUAUCCGACCAUCGCCCUGUGACAGCCUCUUACACAGUGGAAGUCGAAGUAUUUUCACCUCGAAAGCUGCAGCGAGCUCUCACAUUCACUGAUGCAGAGAUCGACGAACAGGACAUCAUCUCUGAAAUUCGAACAGGCAGCCGGUUUAGACCUCCCGAUCAGGAUUCGACAUAUUAGGGGGUGAGGGACAUUAGCUUAGGAGAAUGAAGAUCUAUGACUAUUACUAUGCGUGGAUGAACAUUGAUGUAAGUUGUUACGCAUUCUUUCUUUUUAUUCUUUGCAUUGUCUGCUAGCUAUUGUCAAUGGUGGUAUAUAUGGCGUGUGUAUAUUUAUGUGUUUUGUUCGUGUUCGUGCUCACCUUCAGAGGAACUAUAUAUAUAUAUAUGUGUGUUGUGUCUCUUCUAUUGU